AUGGGUCAAGGAGUGCAGCACAAGAACUUCACCAGCGGAGGAGAAAGCGUUGACAGCCCAGCAUGUUUACUGGACAAAAUGUAUGUGUUUACUUACUAUGUGUUUACUUUUUUAGUGGGAUAUUCUGUGGUUGCUCUUAAUCAUGUCAUCGAUUUUAAAGAAAAGAAACAGGAAAUCAUCAAGCCAGUAUCUCCUUCAGAGUUGUUUCCAUCUUUGCCUAUUGUACAAAGAAACACAGGGACAUCUAAAAGAAUUAAAGUCUUAACCCGGCUAACACUUGUUGUUUCUGAUCCUUCCCACUGUAAUCUCUUGAGAUCAACAUCUGCAAAUAUAAGGUUAUAUGACAUUAUAGCAGUAUUUCCGAAGACUGAGAAACUGUUCCAUAUUGCUUGCACAACUCUAGAUGUGGAUCUGGUAUGCAUAAAUGUGACAGAAAAGCUGCCAUUCUACUUCCGAAGGCCCCCUGUGAAUAUGGCAAUAGAUCGAGGCAUUUACUUUGAACUUCUUUACACGCCUGCCAUCAAAGACUCCACAAUGAGAAGAUACACAAUUUCAAAUGCGAUCAGUCUGAUGCAGAUCUGCAAAGGAAAGAACAUUGUUAUAUCUAGUGCAGCUGAAAGGCCUCUAGAACUACGAGGUCCUUACGACGUGGCUAAUCUAGGUUUGCUGUUUGGCCUGUCAGAAAGUGAAGCCAAGGCAGCCGUGUCUACCAACUGCAGAGCGACCGUGCUUCAUGGAGAAACUCGGAAGAGUGCCUGUGGGGUAGUGUACACAGUGAAGAAGCCUCGCAAGGUUGAGGAGGAAGAAACAACACUGCCAGCCUGCAAAAAAGCUAAGACUGAAGCUUGAGGACUGAACCAAUUGUCAACAGGAGCCUCCAUCCCAUCUUUACUAAAGUGUUGAAUCUUCCCCCAUGCUCCAGCCAGCCCAGUUCCUCCCUUACUGCUUUAUUUAGCCUGGAGAAGAAUUAUUCUUCUGGUGUUCAAGUGAGGAAAGCUGUGGGAAUGAGUCUGCUGAAUGGCAGUUCACCACAUCUGAAAGAUCAUGCUGGGCUUCUGGCCAAGGUCAGGAGACCAUCUCUACACUCUGUCUUAGGUCUUCUGGAGUUAGUGCAAACUCACACAACGUUUCUAACAUACAGAAAUUUUCAGUUGUACAAGUGCAUUCCUUUUUAAUAAAAAAUGUUACUAAGAAUGCAAAGU
Messenger RNA from Pygoscelis adeliae (Adelie penguin), 1202 nucleotides. It is a transcript of the gene RPP30, whose product is annotated as ribonuclease P/MRP 30kDa subunit. Gene Ontology annotation, biological process: tRNA processing. Gene Ontology annotation, molecular function: RNA binding. The record is from RefSeq and is a predicted model, not a curated record. The coding region runs from base 1 to 849 and encodes 282 amino acids. The transcript has 12 exons. Lineage: Eukaryota; Metazoa; Chordata; Aves; Sphenisciformes; Spheniscidae. Gene Ontology annotation, cellular component: nucleolar ribonuclease P complex.